This is a messenger RNA of Phialemonium atrogriseum, 1863 nucleotides long. RefSeq names its product tRNA isopentenyltransferase. NCBI's taxonomy places the organism in Eukaryota, Fungi, Ascomycota, Sordariomycetes, Cephalothecales, Cephalothecaceae. The record is from RefSeq and is a predicted model, not a curated record. Gene Ontology annotation, biological process: tRNA modification. The transcript has 2 exons. Bases 169 to 1644 code for a protein of 491 amino acids. Gene Ontology annotation, molecular function: ATP binding; tRNA dimethylallyltransferase activity. Gene Ontology annotation, cellular component: mitochondrion.
GCCAUACAAGCUUCACCAAGAUGACCUACCUAUUUCUCCAACAAAUCCUUAUUGGAGGAAUUAAGUCCUGCCACAAAGAGGUUAGGACUCAGGUAGCUUCCUGUGAACUCACCUGUAACUCUCCACAGCGAACAUGAAUCCCGCCGUUCGCCUUCCGCUUUCCUACUGAUGAAACUCCUUGGCUUCUGCCGACAGUUUAUUAGUUCAGCCGCAGCUAUGGCGCAAAGGAAGCCACCGACGGAACCGCUAGUUGUCAUCCUAGGGUCUACUGGAACUGGCAAAUCGGACCUUGCCGUAGAGCUCGCCGUUCGAUACAAUGGCGAGAUCAUCAAUGCAGAUGCUAUGCAAAUGUAUAGGGGACUUCCCAUCAUCACCAACAAGAUUUCGGAAAAGGAACAACGAGGCAUACCUCACCAUCUCCUUGGUAACAUUGGUCUUGAAGAGGCGACCUGGACCGUUGGUGCUUUCAAGCGCGAGGCCACCAAGACGAUACGCGAAAUCCGGAGCAGAGGCAGGCUUCCCAUCGUCGUGGGCGGGACGCACUACUACACGAAUGGGCUGCUCUUCGAGGACAGCCUAGUCGACGACUCUCCAACACCAACUGGGGACGAAGCAGUAAAGUCACAGGACUCUGGCUCAAGGUUCCCAAUACUUGACGGCCCCACCGAAGACAUGAUCAAGGAGCUUCGACAAGUAGACCCCGUCAUGGCAGAGCGGUGGCACCCAAACGACAGGCGGAAGAUCCGCCGUUCCUUGGAGAUUUAUCUUACAACGGGGAAACGGGCGUCUGAUAUAUACGCUGAACAGCAAAAACGGAGAGAAUCUAAGUUGAAUCCCACCGGACCCAGGGAGACCCACGGCUCCCAGUGGCAGUCACUCCUUCUUUGGGUCUAUUCGCAGCCGGAGGUGCUCAAAGAACGACUGAACCAGCGAGUGGACAAGAUGCUGGACAAUGGCCUGCUGGACGAGACCACGGAAGUGUAUCGAUACCUUCAGGGGAGGUUGGCCGCUGGAGAGGAUGUCGACCGCACCACGGGCAUCUGGCAAUCCAUCGGCUUCAAGGAAUUCGAGCCGUAUCUUCAAGGCGUCGCACACGGAGAUCACGAGACGACUGAGCUCGGCAGGCUGAAGCAGGCGGGAGUUGACGAUACCAAGACCGCCACCAGGCAAUAUGCAAAUUACCAGGUGAAGUGGAUAACCAAGAAGACUCUGCCCCUGUUACGACAUGAGCAGGCGUUAGACAUGUUAUAUCUGCUUGACAGUACCGACAUCAGCCACUGGGGCGAGGAGGUCUUGACCAAAGGUGCCGAGCUGACCAGGCAAUUUCUUGCUGGCGAGCAGCUCCCACUCGCAGCCCAUGUCUCGGAAACCGCCAGGGAAGUGCUUUCGUCGAAGAUAGAGGUGAGCGAGAAGCGGGAGACUUUUACACCCUGUCAGAGGAAGUGUGACGUAUGUGAUGUCACGAUCAUGACAGAAGAACGUUGGGAAAAGCACAUCCGAGGGAACCGUCAUCGUCGGGCGGUUAAGAGCUCAAGACGGACCGCCCUUGUCCCCAGCCGCCAGGCCGUGACCGAUCUAAUUGCAGUUGAGCAACCGAGUUCGCUGGAGGAGCGUGGCGCCACUCAGGAUCCCGGUGUUGCUUAGAAAAUUACGAGUCGGCGAGAAUAAAAAAAAAGAAUUCGAUCAAACGCCCGUUUGAGGCAUAUCUUAUAAUCUAGCCCUGCGAGACUCCUGGCCCCAUGAGACCUGGAUCCCUGGAGCAGCAGCGCAGCACGGCUUACAAGCCGUACUAUCUUAUAUACAUACGAAGCGGCAGAUAUACCUAAACAUCUUUAGAAACCGUCUAUGACAAUGAACUCUGGU